AUGACGACCCACGUGACGCUGGAGGAUGCUCUGUCCAACGUGGACCUGCUGGAGGAGCUGCCUCUCCCCGAUCAGCAGCCAUGCAUCGAGCCACCGCCCUCCUCCAUCAUGUACCAGGCCAAUUUCGACACCAACUUUGAAGACAGGAAUGCGUUUGUGACUGGGAUUGCGCGGUACAUUGAGCAGGCCACGGUCCACUCCAGCAUGAAUGAGAUGCUGGAGGAGGGACAUGAGUAUGCUGUGAUGCUUUACACCUGGAGGAGCUGCUCGAGAGCCAUUCCACAGGUAAAAUGCAACGAACAACCCAACAGAGUGGAGAUCUAUGAGAAAACUGUCGAAGUGUUGGAGCCUGAAGUCACCAAACUCAUGAAGUUCAUGUACUUUCAACGGAAAGCGAUAGAGCGAUUCUGUAGUGAAGUGAAGCGUCUGUGCCACGCUGAGAGAAGGAAGGACUUUGUUUCAGAAGCAUAUUUGCUCACGCUCGGAAAGUUCAUCAACAUGUUUGCGGUGUUGGACGAAUUAAAGAACAUGAAAUGUAGCGUUAAGAAUGACCACUCUGCCUAUAAGAGAGCUGCUCAGUUUCUAAGGAAAAUGGCCGACCCUCAGUCCAUUCAGGAGUCCCAGAAUCUGUCCAUGUUUUUAGCGAACCACAACAGGAUCACACAGUGCCUGCACCAACAAUUGGAGGUGAUCCCUGGCUACGAGGAGCUCUUGGCCGACAUCGUCAACAUCUGCGUGGACUAUUACGAAAACAAAAUGUACCUGACCCCCAGCGAGAAACACAUGCUGCUAAAAGUAAUGGGCUUCGGUCUCUAUUUGAUGGAUGGUAAUGUAAGCAACAUCUACAAACUCGACGCCAAAAAGAGGAUCAACCUGAGCAAGAUUGACAAGUUUUUCAAACUUCAAGUGGUUCCCUUAUUUGGAGAUAUGCAGAUAGAACUGUCGCGCUACAUCGAGACCAGCGCUCACUAUGAGGAGAACAAGUCCAAGUGGACGUGCACGCAGAGCAGCAUCUCUCCGCAGUACAACCUGUGUGAGCAGAUGGUGCAGAUCAGAGAGGACCACAUCCGCUUCAUCUCGGAGCUGGCUCGCUACAGCAACAGCGAGGUGGUGACGGGCUCCGGACUGGACUCCCAGAAGUCUGACGAGGAGUACAGGGAGUUGUUCGACCUGGCGCUGAGGGGGCUGCAGCUGCUGUCCAAGUGGAGCACACACGUCAUGGAAGUGUACUCGUGGAAGCUUGUCCAUCCCACAGAUAAGUUCUGCAAUAAGGACUGCCCCGGGACAGCUGAGGAGUACGAGCGAGCCACACGUUACAACUACACCAGUGAGGAGAAGUUUGCCUUGGUGGAGGUCAUUGCUAUGAUUAAGGGGCUGCAGGUUCUAAUGGGUCGAAUGGAGUCUGUGUUUAAUCAGGCCAUCAGAAACACCAUUUAUGCUGCUCUACAGGACUUUGCCCAAGUGACCCUUAGAGAGCCCCUGAGGCAGGCUGUCCGCAAGAAGAAAAACGUCUUAAUUAGUGUUCUUCAAGCUAUUCGAAAGACCGUGUGUGACUGGGAGGGAGCAAGGGAACCUCCCAACGACCCCUGUCUCAGAGGAGAGAAAGACCCUAAAGGAGGAUUCGACAUCAAAGUUCCGCGCAGAGCUGUGGGACCCUCCAGCACGCAGCUGUACAUGGUGCGUACCAUGCUGGAGUCGUUGAUAGCCGACAAGAGUGGCUCCAAGAAGACUCUCCGCAGUAGUUUGGAUGGACCCAUAGUGGUGGCGAUUGAAGACUUCCACAAACACUCCUUUUUCUACACACACCUGCUCAAUUUCAGCGAGGCCUUGCAGCAGUGCUGUGAUCUGUCCCAGCUCUGGUUCAGAGAGUUCUUCUUAGAGCUGACCAUGGGCCGCAGAAUCCAGUUUCCCAUCGAGAUGUCCAUGCCCUGGAUCCUCACAGAUCACAUCCUGGAGACAAAAGAGCCUUCUAUGAUGGAAUAUGUACUCUACCCUUUAGACUUAUACAAUGACAGUGGCUACUACGCUCUCACAAAAUUCAAGAAACAAUUCUUGUACGAUGAGAUUGAAGCUGAGGUCAAUCUCUGCUUUGAUCAGUUUGUUUACAAGUUAGCGGAUCAGAUAUUUGCUUAUUACAAAGCAAUGGCCGGAAGUGUGCUCUUAGACAAGCGUUUCAGGGCUGAGUGUAAAAACUAUGGUGUAAUUAUUCCUUAUCCACCUUCGAACCGCUACGAAACACUGCUCAAACAGAGGCAUGUACAGUUGCUGGGUCGUUCCAUUGACUUGAAUCGACUCAUUACACAAAGAAUCUCUGCAGCCAUGUACAAAUCUUUGGACCACGCAAUUAGCCGCUUUGAGAGCGAGGACCUCACCUCUAUAGUGGAGUUGGAAUGGUUGCUGGAAAUCAACCGGCUGACUCAUCGGCUACUUUGCAAGCACUUGACCCUGGACAGCUUCGACGCCAUGUUCCGCGAAGCCAACCACAAUGUGUCCGCUCCCUAUGGUAGAAUAACUCUGCAUGUCUUCUGGGAGCUCAACUUUGAUUUCCUCCCAAACUACUGCUACAAUGGCUCCACAAACCGUUUUGUGCGCACAGCCAUCCCCUUCACACAGGAGCCUCAGAGAGAUAAGCCAGCCAACGUGCAGCCUUAUUACCUUUACGGUUCAAAGCCUCUGAACAUCGCCUACUCCCACAUAUACAGCUCGUACAGAAACUUUGUGGGCCCGCCUCAUUUCAAGACCAUCUGCCGUCUCCUUGGUUACCAGGGCAUCGCUGUGGUGAUGGAGGAACUGCUAAAAAUUGUCAAAAGCCUGUUACAAGGGACCAUUCUCCAAUAUGUGAAAACGCUGAUAGAAGUUAUGCCCAAGAUUUGCCGCUUGCCUCGCCACGAAUACGGCUCCCCAGGUAUUCUGGAGUUUUUCCAUCACCAGCUCAAGGACAUCAUUGAGUACGCAGAGCUGAAGACCGAUGUGUUCCAGAGUCUGAGGGAGGUGGGCAACGCCAUCCUCUUCUGCCUGCUCAUCGAACAGGCUCUGUCCCAGGAAGAGGUGUGUGAUCUGUUACAUGCUGCUCCGUUCCAAAACAUUUUGCCAAGAGUUUACAUCAAAGAGGGAGAGCGGCUGGAGGUGAGGAUGAAGAGGUUGGAGGCCAAGUAUGCGCCGCUCCAUCUUGUGCCGCUAAUCGAGCGACUGGGCACGCCACAGCAAAUUGCAAUUGCCCGAGAAGGAGACCUGCUGACCAAAGAGCGUCUGUGCUGCGGCCUGUCCAUGUUUGAGGUGAUUUUGACCCGAAUCCGCAGUUUCCUUCAAGACGGGGUGUGGCGCGGCCCUCCUCCCACCAACGGAGUGAUGCACGUGGACGAGUGCAUGGAGUUCCACCGUCUGUGGAGCGCCAUGCAGUUUGUGUACUGCAUCCCUGUGGGCACGCACGAGUUCACAGCAGAGCAGUGCUUUGGAGAUGGGCUGAACUGGGCCGGCUGUGCCAUCAUAGUGCUUUUGGGACAACAGCGUCGCUUUGACCUCUUUGACUUCUGUUACCAUCUGCUCAAAGUCCAGAGACAAGAUGGAAAAGAUGAAAUUAUAAAGAAUGUUCCCUUAAAGAAGAUGGCAGAUCGCAUCAGGAAGUACCAGAUCUUGAACAAUGAAAUAUUUGCCAUCCUGAACAAGUACAUGAAGGCUGUGGAGACAGACAGUUCCACCGUGGAGCAUGUGCGUUGCUUCCAGCCGCCUAUUCACCAGUCUCUGGCCACCACCUGUUGA
This is a messenger RNA of Knipowitschia caucasica, 3759 nucleotides long. The record is from the annotation of a GenBank genome assembly. Lineage: Eukaryota; Metazoa; Chordata; Actinopteri; Gobiiformes; Gobiidae.